Messenger RNA from Annulohypoxylon maeteangense, 1851 nucleotides. RefSeq lists its product as uncharacterized. The coding region runs from base 528 to 1781 and encodes 417 amino acids. The transcript is spliced from 6 exons. NCBI's taxonomy places the organism in Eukaryota, Fungi, Ascomycota, Sordariomycetes, Xylariales, Hypoxylaceae. The record is from RefSeq and is a predicted model, not a curated record.
UAUCAUAUAAAUCUCAGCUUCCCUUCUAAGGGUCACCUACAUAUUGCCACGUGUGCGAAGUGCAUCUCUUGGAAGUAUUCGAUGAAUGAAUCAAGACUCGGGAACAUGUGUGGAUAAUUCCAAUACGGUGACGACGCUGUGUAUGAUCCGGCACUUUGCCAUGUGCUUUUACUCCCCGCACUGCUAUAUUUGGCCGGCUAAGCAGGGUGGCUGAAUGGUAGCGACAGCUCUCGAUAUUAAAUCUCAUACCUUGAUUUUCUCUGAUCUUCAUCCGUUCACAACUUGGUUCUUUUUUCCACCUAUCUGGUAGAUAUUCCGAACUCCGACCGUUCUGGUUUCAUAUGGAUGGAGAUGGUCCGGUUCUCUCUCUAUCCUACUUCCCAAAACGGGAGAGUAUACACUCACUUCCGGCAACGUUAUACUUGAAGGGCCGAACCAAAACUAUAAGAAUGAUGUGAAGGCAGAGGUCGACGUACCUCUCAGUCCGCGUUUCGGUGUAGAUUCCCUUCAUAUGUCAGGCCACCAGUAUGGACUUGUCCGCCAACCCCUCGGAAUUAGCUCAUGACGAGAGAGCUAAUGCACUUAUUACUGUAGUAUGUAUUGUAUGCACCGUGGCUACAGUCUCCGUAGGACUACGUUUUUAUACUCGAUCGUGUAUUCUCAAGCAACUUGGCGCCGAUGAUUAUCUGAUAUUUAUUGCAUGGGCAUUUGCCCUAGCAACAGGGAUUUCUCAAUCUAUGAAUACACGCAACGGGUUAGGUAGGCAUGUGUGGGAUCUAGGUAGCGUUGUCGAGCUUAGGAAUUACCUGAAGGGUUUCUAUGUCUCAAUUAUACUCUACAACACGGGACUUUUGUUCGUCAAGCUGGCUUUCUUGACACAAUACUACCGGGUGUUUUCUCUCAAAAACAUGCGGUUGACCUUCAUUGCUGCCAUGAUUAUAAUUGGCUGUUGGUCGCUGUCUCAAAUCAUCGUCGCAAUAUUCAUCUGUGAUCCAGUUGAUGGUUUUUGGAAACAAUCAGCCGAUUCUAAAUGCAUACCCAACUAUCCUCAGUGGUACAUCAAUGCUGCGGGAAACAUAACAACGGAUAUUGUUAUUUUCGUGUUGCCGCUACCAAUUCUGAGGCAUCUACACAUGCCUCGAGCUCAGCGGCUCGUUCUUAUCGGCAUCUUUAGCCUCGGAUUCUUCACCUGCGCCAUAUCUGUCAUUCGUGUUAAGUUUCUCAAGCAAGGAGGCGAUUUCUCGUAUGAAAAUGUCGAGGGAUCAAGUUGGUCCACUACUGAACUUUGCUCGGGCGUUACUUGCGCAUGCCUACCAACAUUGCGACCUCUUAUCUCUAAAUGGAUACCUUCUCUCUCAAAUCGCCUCCAUAAGCCAAUGAAGAGUUACAAGAGACACUCCGAUUCAUGUAGAGCCGCCGUACAGAAAGCAAGUCGACACAUGCGUUUAGGCUCUGGCGCAAGUAAUAACCUGGAUAUGAAGAGUGAAGAGGAGCUUUUCUACUGUAUUGGUGUAGAAGCGCAUGCGAGUAAUAGUGCGGAUGGCUCAGAAGACCUCUCAGAUAUGAAGGAACAUGAAAGAAAAUUGUCGGGUCGCGAACAAACCUCACCAACCCCGCCGCCCUGUGCCCGUGUGGCGUCGCACAAAUAUUAUAACUGGAUGGAAUCAUCUGUCACCACGGAAAUCGGCACAGAAGGGGGUAGCAAGAGACUUAGCUCUAACCCAAAUCUCUCUGCAACUGUUAUUCAGGUUCGACACGAUGUCGUAGUGCACAAGAUAUAGCUACAGCUUCAGUAAAUAAAAUAUAAUAAGAUAAUUGGAUAGGUUGUUCCUGGCCUUUAAAGGAUGUUAC